CCGCCUCAGCGCUCGGCCCGGGCGGGCGAGUGGCCGCUGCCCCGGUUCGUCAGCCGUGCCGAGACAGAGAGAACCCUGUCUCUCAGGGAAGGAAUGCUCAGGAAAAACAAAAAAUCUCCAUGAUUAAAAAUGGCAGAAGAUACUACAAGGCAAGAAGUAGGCUUGACCCGGGAUUCAGGCCCAUCGGGACGAGGCCAUGAAUAACUGAAGAAAAGUUUCUGUUUAUUGCUCAGAGAGACAGUAUCUUUUGCUGGGUUGAGCAUAUGGCUGACAGGAGCUAUGUCAGAUGAGAACACGGCCAGUCCUCAAGCAAACUGGAUUAGGAAGCCAUUGUAUGGAUUGUUUCAAUAUAAUGCCAGUAUGAUUGGACUAGAAUCAUUAGCCGAUCCCUCAGAUACCUGGGAAAUUAUAGAGACUAUUGGGAAAGGCACUUAUGGUAAAGUCUAUAAGGUUGCUAAUAAGAAAGAUGGAAGCUUGGCAGCAGUAAAGAUUCUGGAUCCUGUCAAUGAUGUAGAUGAAGAAAUUGAAGCUGAAUAUAAUAUUUUGCAGUUUCUUCCCAAUCAUCCUAAUGUUGUUAGAUUUUAUGGGAUGUUUUACAAAGCAGAUCAAUAUGUGGGAGGACAGCUCUGGCUAGUACUUGAGCUGUGCAAUGGAGGUUCUGUCACAGAGCUUGUCAAAGGCCUGCUGAAGUGCGGCCGAAGGUUGGAUGAAGCUAUAAUCUCAUACAUCUUAUAUGGUGCUCUCUUGGGCCUUCAGCAUUUACACAAUAACCGGAUCAUUCAUCGUGAUGUGAAAGGGAACAACAUUCUUCUGACAACAGAAGGUGGAGUCAAGCUUGUUGACUUUGGUGUUUCAGCUCAGCUCACCAGCACACGACUGCGCAGAAACACCUCAGUGGGAACACCCUUUUGGAUGGCACCUGAGGUCAUUGCUUGUGAACAGCAAUACGACUACUCAUAUGAUGCUCGAUGUGACGUAUGGUCCUUGGGAAUAACAGCGAUUGAACUGGGGGAUGGAGACCCUCCUUUAUUUGACAUGCAUCCGGUGAAAACCCUUUUUAAAAUUCCAAGAAACCCUCCACCUACUUUGCUACAUCCUGAGAAAUGGUGCAGAGGAUUCAACCAUUUCAUUUCACAGUGUCUAAUCAAAGAUUUUGAACAGCGUCCUUCAGUCACUCAUCUUUUGGAACAUCCGUUUAUUAAACAAGUACAUGGUAAAGAUAUGUCUUUGCAAAAACAGCUGGCUGAGCUCAUCCAAGAACAACAGCAGCUAGGCUCUAUAGCCAAAACAAGGCAUGAACGAAUACAUACUAGAAGACCUUACCAUGUGGACAGAGCUGACAAGUACUCUCUAGAUGACGAUCUGGUAAAUCUGGAAGUUCUCAAUGAGGAUACAAUUAUCCAUCAACUGCAAAAACGUUAUGCGGACUUACAGAUUUAUACUUACGUUGGAGACAUUUUAAUAGCCUUGAACCCCUUCCAGAAUCUCAGCAUUUAUUCUCCCCAGUUCUCCAAGCUUUACCAUGGUGUGAAGCGUUCAUCAAACCCCCCCCACAUAUUUGCCUCUGCAGAUGCUGCCUACCAAAGCAUGGUUACAUUCAGCAAGGAUCAGUGCAUUAUCAUCAGUGGGGAAAGUGGUGCUGGAAAGACAGAAAGUGCCCAUCUGAUCGUCCAACAUCUGACCUUCUUGGGAAAGGCCAAUAACCGUGCUUUGCGUGAGAAAAUUCUUCAGGUGAAUCCUCUGGUUGAAGCAUUUGGAAAUGCCUGCACUGCCAUCAAUGACAACUCAAGUCGCUUUGGAAAAUAUCUGGAAAUGAUGUUUACACCUACAGGAGCCGUAAUGGGGGCAAAGAUUUCUGAAUAUCUACUUGAAAAAUCAAGGGUCAUAAAACAGGCUGUGGGAGAAAAAAAUUUCCAUAUAUUUUAUUAUAUAUAUGCUGGCCUUUAUCAUCAGAAGAAACUUUCUGAAUACAGACUUCCUGAUAAAAAGCCUCCUAGAUACAUUGAUAAUGAAACUGGAAGAGUAAUGCAUGAUAUUGUUACUAAAGAUUCCUAUGGAAGACAAUUUGAUGCAAUUCAGCAUUGUUUUAGAAUUAUAGGAUUUACUGAUGAGGAAGUGUAUUCAGUGUACAGAAUACUGACUGGAAUCUUAAAUACUGGAAACAUUGAGUUUGCUGCUAUUUCUUCACAACACCAAACAGAUAAAAGUGAGGUCCCUAACCCAGAAGCCUUAGAUAAUGCUGCUGCACUACUAAGCAUUGGGUCAGAAGAGCUUCAAGAAGCCCUAACCUCCCACUGCGUUGUAACACGGGGGGAGACAAUUAUCCGAACGAACACCGUGGACAAAGCAGUGGACGUGCGAGAUGCCAUGUCAAAAGCACUUUAUGGCCGGCUCUUCAGCUGGAUUGUAAAUCGUAUUAAUACGCUGCUUCAGCCAGAUAAAAAUAUAUGCAAUGCUGAAAGUGGGAUGAAUGUUGGGAUACUAGAUAUAUUUGGCUUUGAGAACUUUGCAAGAAAUUCUUUUGAACAGCUAUGCAUAAACAUUGCAAAUGAACAGAUCCAGUUUUAUUUCAAUCAACAUAUCUUUGCACUGGAGCAGAUGGAAUAUCAGAGUGAGGGAAUUGAUGCCGCUACAGUGGAGUAUGAGGACAACCGUCCACUUCUAGAUAUGUUCCUUCAGAAGCCCAUGGGUCUCCUGUCUCUGCUAGAUGAAGAAAGUCGAUUUCCUCAGGCAACAGACCUCACUUUAGUUGAUAAAUUUGAAGAUAACUUACGAUGCAAAUACUUUUGGAGACCAAAAGGAGUGGAACUUUCAUUUGGUAUUCAGCACUAUGCUGGAAAGGUAUUAUAUGACGCCUCUGCAUUCCUUGAGAAGAACAGGGACACUCUUCCUGCUGACAUAGUGGUGGUGUUGCGAACUUCAGAGAACAAACUUCUUCAGCAGCUGUUUUCUAGCCCAUUAACAAAAACAGGUAAUUUAGCACAAGCAAGAGCGAGAGUGACAGCAGCAUCUCGGUCUUUGCCUCCGCAGCUCAGUGCUGGGCGUAUCAAGGUUGACACAAUGGAGGUCAUGCGGCAUCCUGAGGAAACAACUAACAUGAAGCGGCAAACUAUGGCUUCCUAUUUUAGGUAUUCCCUCAUGGAUCUUUUAUCCAAAAUGGUUGUUGGACAGCCUCACUUUAUCCGCUGCAUUAAACCUAACGAUGAUCGAGAAGCACUGAUGUUUUCUCAUGAGAGAGUUCUGCUGCAGCUACGAUACACUGGAAUUCUGGAAACUGUCAAAAUACGUCAAAAAGGGUAUUCUCAUCGCAUUCUCUUUGAAGAGUUUGUAAAAAGGUAUUACUACCUUGCAUUCAAGGCACAUGAGACUCCCCUCGGUAGCAGAGAAAACUGUCUUGCCAUUUUGGAGAAAUCUAAACUAGACAACUGGAUUCUUGGGAAAACCAAGGUUUUUCUAAAGUAUUACCAUAUAGAGCAGUUAAAUCUGUUCCUGCGAGAAGUUAUAGGAAGGGUGGUGGUCAUGCAAGCUUAUAUCAAGGGAUGGCUUGGAGCAAGGAGGUACAAGAAAGUCAAAGAUAAAAGAGAAAAUAGUGCUAUUACUAUACAGUCUGCCUGGAGAGGAUAUGAAGCUCGCAGGAAGUACAAGGAAAUAAGGAACAGAAGAACUGAUGCUGCUAUACAUAUUCAGGCAGCUUUUAGGGGAUAUAUUGUUCGUAAAAACUACACAAGAUUGAAAAACAGCACUGAGAGUGUAGCAGAUCCUCAGCUUACAAGCAGCUGCUCUACUUCUGAUUUUGGCUGUGAAGAAGACCGGCAGCAAACCAGUAACCAGUCUUCUCCCGUGGUGCCUGAUUUUCUUGACAAACAAACUAAAAAGAAUAAUUUGGAUGAGAUUUCUGCUUCUCCAUUUAUUCUAAAACAUUCAUUUGAAAUGAAUGAUUCGCAAUCAAUUAGCCAAUCCCAGACAGUUGCAGACCAUCAGUUGUCAAGUCUUUUGACAUCCUGUAAAAAAGAAGAUCAAGUCCUAGCAGCAGAGAUUGAAUUGCAGAAUGCAAAAAAGUAUGGUUCAGAAAACUGUCUUGAACAGAAGCUGAGAACACCUCGUCGACGAUGUCAGCAGCCCAAAAUGCUGAAUAGCCCUGAGGAUAACAUGUACUAUAACCAGUUAAAUGGAACUCUAGAAUAUCAAGGGAGCAAGAGGAAGCCAAGAAAACUUGGACAAAUCAAGGUACUGGAUGGAGAGGAUGAGUAUUAUGAAUCAUUGUCAGCUGUUGAAUCUACUGAAGAUGACAGUUUUCUCAGCUCUCCAUCUCCUCCUUCAAGAGAUGUGUCUUUUGCUCAAAGCUGAACCUCAUUCAGUCUGUUGACUAAUACUGGACAAGGAAGCGUGGCAUGAGAAAUGAGACCCAAGUGCAGUCACAAUAUCUCUAAGCCAGAAUAGGGUUCAAAAGAAGAAAAGGUAAUGAAAUAGAUAGUUCCACAAAAGCCUUGUUUCUCCUAACAAACACAGAAAUUAAGUGUGGCAGAUGAAAAUGAGCAAAGGAUUUCAGGAAGAAAAAUUCGUCAUUUCUUCACCCAAAAUUUGAGAGUAGUUCAAGCUGGAAGUUACAAUCCUGACAGACACUGAAGGCUUUCAGUUCACUCCUCAUUCUCCUCUGAUGUACAUCUAGGUAAGUGUACUUUAAAGGCGCUUAAGAGCCUUUGAAAUUUAGGAGCUCCUUAAACAACAGAGAAUAGCUGCAGAUGAAUUAAUGGCAUUAAAAAUGCAGUGCAAAUGAAAUGGCAACUAAUACGAAUGCAUGUGUACAGAUCAGUUUCUUUACAUUUUGUCAAAAUGUAACAAGAAUGAGUAUAUGUUGUGAUAACUCAUCAAAAAUCAUGUAACUUUUCCUAUGCAAUGUAUAAAUUCUCAGUUAAUUUGUAGCAUGUCUGGAUGAAAAAUUAGAUUAUUUAUACUGUCCAAUUACUUGCUCUGCUCUACUCUUCCAUUGGUGUAGAUCACAGAGAGUUCAAGCAAUAAUGAUGCCUUCUGGUUCCAUCCUUCGUUUUUGCAAACUAUUUGGGAAAAUAAAGCUUUAUUAUUACUGCAAUUCACAUCAUUAUGCAUAGUUAAGAGUUUAUCAAUUGUUUUCAUUAAAUUACAGUGAGGUUUCCAGAUAGAUAUUGUGUCACCUGCCUAAACUCAGCAGUUUACCUUACACUUAGCAGUUUACCUUACACUUGACAUUUCUCUGAAUUGUUAAGUUCAUAAAGAAGUAAGGGAAAGUAAAAAAUAGUAUAUAAUUCAGUGAAACACUUAAGCCAAAGCUGAAGUCCCAUUGAAAUCAAUGAAAUUUUGGCACGUGACUAAGUGCUUUUCUGAAUGGGGGCUCAAGUUAACAAGAGCAGCUUCACAACAUUAAAGAAUAAAGCACAGGGCAAAAUGCAAAAACUCUCUAAGUACAUUCCUUAGGUUUCUUCCUUUCUCUUCUUCCAAUUGUUAAGCUCAUAUCAAUCUCAGCCAUCAGAAAUGGACUUCAAAGAGAUUUUAAGCAGUCUUUAAUUGCAUGAAAAGGGAAGCAUUUUCCUUGUUAUAUGCAAUGCCACUAUCUACAUCUUCUAUACUUUUUCAAAUUAGUUAGUCACUAAUACUUUAAUACUGAGUUUACUAAGUAAAAGCUGCUGUUGAGUAGCAUGUUUUCAUUCUUGUUGCUUCUUAGCUAAACACUGUGCAUGAAGUCAGUCUGUGUAUUUUAUUCUUUCCUAACUUACCCCCUUUCCUUGUUUGUUUGCACCUCAUCCUCAGCAGAUGACCCUGCAACGUGGCACAUGUAUGUAUUUCAAUUAUUAAAAGCCUUACUGUAGAGCCAGACAAUCACACUAAGACUGACCAAAGAGCUGAACUUCUGUUAUCAUAUUGACAGAAGUGUGUGUUUGGAUUGAUUGAUUUAUAUGUGAAAGGGAGUACAGGAGGUAUGUCAGUGUGAUGAUCCUGGUCAGUGGAAGCAUAUCAACAAAAAUUGCUUAGAUUUUCUCAUUUGGCUUUCAUAACAUUGAAGCAUUGUUCUGAUUUAUUCAUGCAUAUUAUUCUGAAAUAUUAAUGUAUUUUGCUUAAUAGUUCAUAACAUAUCCUGUUCUUAAUAUUUUAUAAAAGUAAAGAGUUUAAAUCCUGUUAAGAAGAAGAAAAUUUCUUAGACAGUGUGUAAUAUAUUAUACAGUUUUCAGCAGAUGGGAGAGAAAAAGAUGAAGCUCAACAAGGGAUUUUAGUAGAUUUCUUCUGUAGGCCUUAAUGGCACUAGAAACUGGUUCUUGCUAAGGACAAUUUCUGCCUUUCAUUUAUGGCAGCUUAAAAACUCGUCUCUGUGCCAAAAAAAAAUCGGGCAGAGAGCUUUUGGAGAUUAGCCCCUUUCAUUUGGUAAUUUUAAUGUGCUUCUGACUUAAACAUUUACAUCACUUUAGUAACAUAAAGGGACCUUAGAAUAGGAGUAAAUUGCAGCCAUCUUAAAUUUGCCCUCAACGUGACCUCCCUCACCCAUACACUGUAAGAGUUGUGGAAAGGGCUUUUGUGUGCUAAAGGUCUUUUAAGUGGCCCCUAUCAGACUAUCCAAGGACUUGUUGUUACUUAGAAGCUUAUAAAAUUCGGUUAUAAAUGAUGUGAAACUGGGUGCUACUAUCUGUUUUACACCAUAUUAAAAUUGAUGUGAAAAUGGGAUUUAAGUACCAAUUUAAAAAUUUAAUCUUUAAAAAUAUUAUAGUUGCAUGUUUAUCCCCUUCUGUUCUAAGAUUUGUAAUUAUAUAGGAAUAUUGCUUUUUUAUUGUAAAAUAGCAAUGAGAUACGUAAGUCUACCAUAAUCUUAUUUCUAAUUCCUUUUUUCAUGGUCUCAAAAAAGAAAGAGAAUUUGGAGAGACAGCCAAACUCUGGCUCUUUUAAGUCUUCAGGUUAACCACAUAAAUAUAGUGCAUACAAUUGGAAAUAAAGCCAUAUGGCACAAAAGUGUCCUCCUAAAUGGGUAAAUAGUUGUAGUACCAAUGUAUGCACAAGACGUGGCACAUACUAAACUUAUCCAUCCUGCUUUUAACUCUGACAACAAAAUGUGAGAAGUAAUGUCAGUUUUGUUGUUAACACUAGAAAUACAUUUCGAUAACACACCUUGUCUUUUAGCAGUACUCACCCAAGGAGGAGUUGUAGCAGAAUGCAUACUUAACAGAAACUGUUUCUGCUUGACAACAAAGCAGUUCUCCCAAACUGACAAAAGUAGCACAAGAUGCUGUGAAAACCAAAGGGUAGGGAACAUUCCUCUGGGCCGGAGUUAAGAUUACAGAACUCAGUGAGAGGCUUUGUGUCUCAUUUGUGAUGGGCACUGGAACAGAUAAGGGAGAACAUUGACAAUUCAUAAUAAUAGAGCACUGUGUCUUUAAAUACACAGGCUGAUGCCUAACUCAUCAUAAUAGAUUUGUCAAGAGUUACUGGUUAUUAUUUUAUUACAUGUAUAAAUCCAAGGUCAGCCAGAACAGUAAAUCUAUACAUUUUAUCAUGGAACGGUUUAUUGUAGUACUCAUACUGUGAUGCUAAAGGACAUCGGAACAGAUAAGUGAAAAGCAUAUCUUGAAGUAAUGUUUCCAGAAACCAGAUUACAUAUUAUUGAUCAAGCCAGUAAUAGAUAAAUCCCUUGCUUUUGUUUGUCAGGCUUAUUUUUUAAUUAAAUUACAGAGAGAUAUUAUUUUUUUCAGUAAUUUAACUAGGAUUUUAUAAUGUAGUUGGCAAAUGGAGAUGGCAAGUAGGUAGAUCAACAUGUGUGCUUUUUUCUGCAAAAGAUCCAAACCUCAGUUUCUGACCGUUACCAUUGAAAAUCUCAUCUCAAUCUCUAAGUGAAGUAGUAUCACCACAACAAAGACUGGAUGUCAUCUAUUGGGCUGGAGUUCAGUGCAGGGAGGCAGGCUGGCCUGUCACAGCUGUUUCUAAAAAUUGUUGUGCUGCUGAUCUCUGAUGAAGACCUAUCCAAAACUGGAAUAGUAGAACUGGGGGGCCCGUGCCAUCUAUUGCACUGGUGGAGGUGAUUGAGGCCAGGACAGGGGUAGCCAAAUCUUGAGGUGCUGGUGGAAGUGAUCCUCAAAAAGCUGAAUGCUGGAGUACUGCAUCACAGUACAGCUGAGAAAUGGUGAUAUAGAGAUGCUACACUGGGGCCCUUAGCAAAGGGAAAGGAAUGGACAGGAGGUACUUCCACUAAAUUGUGUGACAUGGUUUAUUUAGUGAUUUUUUGUUUUGCUGCUGCUCCCUGUUACAAGCAAUAAAUUAACACAGUUCCUCAACUGGAGAGAUUACGUGAAGACUUCUAUGACAAAAUGGCUCUUAAUGAGAUUGCAAAGUCUUUGAAACAGAAACUUUUGGUUUUAUAAUUUCUCUUACCCCAGGAAUGAGCAUUCAGUUCUUGUUCUGUAGGAUUAGUUUGAUGGAAGUUUACAUCCAAAUUCAAAGGUAAGUGCUGUACUUCAGACACAGACUUUAUUUUAUUAAAUUGACCUGUUAGAAAUUAAGUUUUGAAAGAAAACCAAAAUGAAAGGCUUCAUAAAACUGUAUUUGUGUUACACUCUCCAGCAUCUUCAACUCAGUACAGAUUUACAGCUGAGUUCCAAUUGGAAAUUGGUAUUGAUUGAUUACGUUGCUCAUUUAACAUUCCAGCAUGCUGCAACGAUAGUGCAACAGACCAUGAUAAAAUGGGAUGUGAUCUAACAGGACAUGACCGAUGGGAUGAGAGCAAAACGCUGGGUUUGCUAGUAGUGCUGUGCAGUAGCUCAGAUUGGCAUCUUGUGUGCUUUGAUUGUUCAUUUCAUUCUGCUGCCAUCCUACUGAGUUGAACAUUUUAAAAGACAACGGUGUUUUCCAUCUGUAAGUCAUGGAAAGACAGAUGGAUGUGGAGAAUCUCCACCUACAACUCCUUGACUGAAUGCCACUGCCCACUUAGUGGUAGAGAAAUCCCUCCUGGAAAAUCAGAAUGUCUUUAAAUAUAUUAUAUUGUGACAUGAUUUUUUAAUAUGGGAACUUGUAGAUAUUUUAAUUUUUUUAAUGAAUGCAAGUAAAACAAACUGGUUAUUAUCAACAUAGCUGCUAUAUUAUAAACACUGCUUCUGUUACACUGAAGUUAAUCCCCAGUCCUGUUACAAGAAACUCAUCCUUAUUAAAGUAACAUUAAGAGCUUCUUUUUAUUGAUCUGCUCCUUUCACUUAAUGAUAGGAACUUACUGAUGUUUUAGUAAUAACCUUGCAAGCUUUAUCUCAUUUUACUUCAAUAUGUGUUACAGAUAGAUGCUAUGGAAACUAACUUAGCAUAAACAUUUUGCAGAUGUCUUUAAAGGUUAAGGAAAAAAAGGUUUAGUUGCACUGCAUGUUAACAAAGAUGGCUGAAAAACUGCAAGAUAAAAGAGAGCCUCGAGUAUGAACAUCAAAGAAUUGUUAAUGACAAGAAAUACCAUUAGGGUUAGCAUCCCUUUUGUUUCAGCCCCCUCACACCUGCAGUGUGUUGCAGAUUCUGUCUUUGUUGGCACAUCUGAAUUACUUCCAUUAGCAUUUAUAGAAAAGUGGCUGCAAAACAACAGAAAUGUACUCCUGGUUUUCUCUGUUGCUCCAAAAAAAGUAAGAUAUUAGGUUCUCUAUGGGUUUCCUUCAAGGUACAGUAUCUUAUUGUAAAGGAGACUAUAGACCCAGGAUUCCGUUGAUUGCAAAUGAGCUAGGUUGAAAGGAGAGGGGAGCUUUUGAUACUGCUAGAGAACUAAUAUAAGCAACUACAAGAAGCACACAUAAGAAGCUCAGACAUUAGCAAUAGCAAAAUCAGAGCGUGAAAUUCAGAUUAGCCCUCCACAGGCUGUGAGAGGGAGGGGGUAUUGGAAGACUUGGCAUGGCUAAAGGUGUAACCUGUUUCAUUUGGCCCCUGAAAAUUUUUAACAGAUGGUGGGACCAGCUGUCUUUUUCAGCCAUUUAAUAAACUCUUCGGUGGUAACAGUUUGGGAAGUGGGGGGUUUUGAGUUUUAGGCCAGAGGAAAAAAUAAAGAAAUCUGUCCCAAUUGUCUUUGCCAAAUAGCGAAGUCUGGAAACAUUAUGGAAAGUUAAAGUGAAAAAUCUAAUUGACGAUACUGUCCUGAUUAUACAUUUCAGUAGAAGAGAAAAAAAAAAAAAAUAACUGCCUGUGCCCAAGUGGACCAGUGCAUUAGAAAAAUGCCUAUUAUGUUGUUAUCUUUAUCUGUCAUUUUAAUUUCAGCUCUUGCAAAGAGGCACAUAAUGAGAAAUUUUAAAUGAACUGUAGAAUGAGAAACUGUUUUACUUUUUGAGACAUGAUACUAUGUUAAAGAAACAGGCAGGAUGAUUCCUAUAUUAAAAACGAAAAAUACCUUUUGGAUAAAAGGUUUAAACCGUCUGCCUAGGUGAGUACAGCAGUCGCUGAACUUGCAUAACACAGUGUUAUAAAAAAACAAUAAACUGCUGUUUGAGAAACAUACUAUGUUGAGCCUCUAGUAAAAGCCUUCGUGAUAUGUGGGAUUUUAUUUAUUAUGAGAGUUUAAAAAGCCAAAAAAGGAUUCACUGCAAGUGUAUUUCUUCAGUUAAAUUAAUUUUUUUGAAUUAACAUUUCCAACACAACACUUAAAUGGCAACUUCCAAUUAUAUGAGAUGUUUUAUUUAAAAAGCAUGUCUAGUGUCUUUGAACAGAACAGUUCUUUUUGCACAUUUACAUGCUACCCAGCUGAGCAGCCAACCCUUCCAUUUGACAAGGGCUUUGUUCUGCCUACAGGCCUAUUAUAAGCCCUAGAUUGUUUGCCCUUAAUAAAUUGCAACAAUAAGACAGAAACCUCUUUCAGGUUAAGAGAAAUAAAACACAUUGCCUACAUAGCAAAGCAUAUGAAGUUUAAUAAUGACAACAGAAACAUAUCUACUAAAUCUCAUUUGCUUUGCUCCCAGAUCAUUACGGUUAAGAUAGUACAAAAAGGUUAGCAUCUUUCCAUGCAUCAAACAAAAGAUUAAAGAAAACAAGAGCGGGACAAAGCAACUCUAGCUACAGAACGCUUUUUUCUUCACAAUAUAAAAUCAUACUGAAUGCUAUGUAAAGAGACUAAUGGGAGCUAAAAAGAAAGAAAUAUGAACAUGAUUAAAUGUUGAGCAAGAAAAUAUCUUUAACUGAAACUAAGCAUGAUUUCAUAUUAUCAAAAGGAAGAAAAAAGUACAAAUUAUUUAAAUUGAAGAAUUUAUGCUAUUCUCCAAUGUGUUGGUGUGUGUCUGCUUGUGUGUGCCUUUCAGGCUCUCUGCUGAAACAUAAAGCCCUACCAAUUUUGCUUUUGUAACAGUUAAUGAGCAUUCUUCUGUUGCUCAAGUGUUGGUGGAGAACUUGUGAUCUUAAACAAAAUUGUUAAGCCCUAUUUCUGAGGCCCCAUUGGUAAUAGUCAGCUGUCAGCUGUGUUGUGUUUGCUGAGAUUGUUAGAGAUGGCUACCUUUGUUGAACCUAGAUCUGCAUGGUUUUUACACUUAAGCUGGAAAUUCCCAAUGGUUUUUAAAGUACAUCUGCACAUUAUGGAGAAAAUAGGAGGCAAAAAGGACAACUUUCUAGACUCCCUGAGCAACAGUACAGUUGAAGAAGAUGAGCAUACCUGUUAUUAAAUCACUAGUUAUAAGCCACUUGAAUCAGUUUUCUCUAUUAGAUACUCAUUAUUAACUCACUACAGCCCUUUCAGAAAGAAAUUCCAGUCACUGUUCUUUUUAUAGUUUUUUAAUUAUGUUUUUAAUUUGCACAUGGAAGUUCUGAGAAUGUAAGUAUUUCUUUCCUUUGAUUCUAAGAGAAGUACAUACACGUAGUACUUGAAAAUGUUGCUGACAGCCUAGAAGAGAUACAAACUUUAAAGGAAAUAGUGUUUAUGACAGGUAUUGAUUCAACUGCAUUAAAGGCUACCUUUCUUUCUUUUAAAAUAUUUUUGAGCUAUGGACAAUACUCUGAGGACUGCUAGGUAUUUUCUUGGGAAAUUUUGGUAUUUCCUGCUGAAAUUCCUGUUGCCAUUUCUGCUGAAUGACAACAGGCAGGAAACAGGGUCAUGGUUUUUCUCUCUGUCUUCUUUCAUGUUAAAAGAAUUAGAGGCGGAUUCUUCAUUGACUGCCACAGUGCAGUGAUAAGGUGCCAGCUUCACUGCUUCUUCCAACUGCUGCAUGGACCCAAAUGGAGAACACAUGAUUUGUUAUUUCUGAUAGGGCAAACCUUGCUUGUUUCACCCUGUGGCUUCCUUCAAUGCUAAUCUCUGUUGUAUCCAAUUUCUGGGUGACAUUUGGAAGAGGAUUUUUCAAAGGAUGGACAUGAAGAGAGAAGUAUUAAUGGUCUUUCAUAAGGGAAUUAAUGGACUUGGGAACAAUAGAGUAGAAAGCUUCUAUGAGAGAGACGUAGAAGAAAAGAGAGGAGACAGGAGACAAGAAGAAAAAAGACAUGAACCAUUAGGUUUCAUAGUAGAGGCAACGUUUAGUAAAUUUUGAAGAUUUUUCUCACCAUAUACUAUAAUAAAGCAUUAAAUCAUCUAGCAGAGCAUCUUAAAAUGUAUGUAAUACCUAUAGUAGAAAACCACUUUAAGAUGCUUUGGAAGCUUCUUGAAAAGAUAUGUGGUACAGUUACUGCAACUACAGAUAGGUUUGUUUAGGACAAAAUUACAAACUAAUAAGUAAUUUGAAUUACAAAAGUAAAGGCAAAUAAAAUGUUCCAGGUAUAAAAUUCAUACCUCUCCUACAACAGGAAAUUGCUGUAAUACUGCAAUCUGUAUCUUAAGAUCUGGUUCCUCUUUCAAAGAUCAGAAGAAAAAAUCUUCAAUUUUUGAUGGUUCAAAGUAAAAUGCUUUUUCCUAGGCCUUCAG
Messenger RNA from Parus major (Great Tit), 12847 nucleotides. It is a transcript of the gene MYO3B, whose product is annotated as myosin IIIB. Gene Ontology annotation, biological process: protein phosphorylation. Gene Ontology annotation, molecular function: ATP binding; protein kinase activity; cytoskeletal motor activity. Gene Ontology annotation, cellular component: myosin complex. Bases 280 to 4347 code for a protein of 1355 amino acids. The record is from RefSeq and is a predicted model, not a curated record. Lineage: Eukaryota; Metazoa; Chordata; Aves; Passeriformes; Paridae. The transcript is spliced from 39 exons.